AGAGCAAAUGUCAGGCAUGUGGAAAAAAACAAUGUGAGUGAUAAGUGAAAAUAUGGAAAUGGAUAAGCCCUUUAGUUGAAGCCUUUAAGAAUUACUAUUUUAUUUAAUAAUUAUUUAUAUCAUAAAUCGUGCAAGUGUAAGACUUAAUAAAAUGACCCACGUCGAGAAACGCCAAUCAAGAACCGGAAAAGAGGCAAUACACUCUGGACAUUUUAUGGUGUCGCAUUUUGAAGCAGAAGAGCAAGAUGAUUACGACGACUUAGCUGUACCAGUCCCAGAUGAAGAACAAAAUGUUCAAAAGGAGACUGUUGUAGCAACGUACACAGUACCUGUUUCUACUGAAACAUUUCAACUCUCAGAUAAAGACGAAAGUAAACAACAUCAACAACUUUCUAUUGAAAUAUCUCUUACAAAAUUAUUCAAAUGUAUGACCUUAGCAUACAGACAAAAACUAACAUCACCAAAAUGGAAUCGUUUCAAAGGUAUCAAACUCCGGUGGAAGGACAAAAUCAGAUUAAACAAUGUUAUAUGGAGAUGUUGGCACAUGCAGUUCAUAAAGAAACAAAACACUUUGGUGUGCCAGUUCGCUUCCCCUUUGGAUGUUGACACACACGUGAAACCAGAAACAACGAUUCUAGAAGGAAAAUAUUGGAAGAGAAGAGCUGAAGCGGUUAUAGCAGAAUAUAAAAAAUGGCGCAUGUUUCAUAUUAUGCGACUCCUUGGCAAGGGGGACACCUCUGUCCAGGACACUAUGUUACAACUGUCCGGUUUUCAGAUGUCGGAUAUGGACACGGUGGAGUCCCAGUGCAGCGACCUUGCAGGCAACAUGCUCACAGACGAGGACUAUCUUAACUUCAUGAGUGACACGCUAUUCUCCACAAUUACUAAUCAUCAACCAUUUGCUUUCCCCGAUUGCAGGGAAAUUGCCAGGGGCGCAAGCUUAGCUGACUUCAUUCAACCAAGCUUAGGUCCUUUGCAGCCUAACCUUGAUGAUUUUAUGGACACGUUGGAACCACUUCACGAUCUUCUGUCAUCAACGCCUCGUUUACCGCCCGUACCCGAAGAAACGACUAUUCCUACAGAAGAUCCCAUGUACAGAAGUGCUAUGUCAGUGGAUACAUAUUCUUCACAAGGUUAUAUCACAGGAAAUCACAACGCCACCACUGCCACAAUGCCUACAAGUCAAAUGACUAUUCACGGCACUAGUAAUAAUACUCAAAUGAUGCCUAUGUCGGAGCCGCCUAAAAAUGAAACACUGCGAAUGUACAAUAACGAUCGGCUUUAUUCUGAAUCAGGGAUGCAGAAUAAUCUUCUCGGCACCCAUCAGAUAAUGCCUGCUUACCCGCAAAAUACGUACGAACAACAAGAAGUCACUCAGUCAGAACAACAAAUUCCCAACAAUGUCUAUAGCACCAAAGCGCCAAGGUUAAGAUAUGUGAACGCUCCACAUAAAGUAAUGCCCCAAGCGGAAUCGUACCCUAAAUAUAAUGCACCACUACCUCCUUCCCAGACGGCCCCAGAGACAGUAUCGCUGCUUCAAAAUCCAGUGCAAAACGUGAAGUACGCGUCAACAGUUGUGAUUCAAGGGAGGAGCGGUUAUAACAGGGAGAAACCUCGGACUCGUCUCGCAAUUUCAUUGCCGUAUUCAAGUCCUAUGUCGAAUACUCAGUACCAGAAUUAUUCACAACCGUUACAGUGCCAGGCUCAUGUGCCCCAGAGCUUUGACGCUCGCCAACCGGUUAGGCAGACGUCCCCGCAAAUGCAGUACUUGCAGCCAAGUACAUCAGAGUUCAAGGCCAAACCUUCGCCAACCGUGGUUAAUGCGCGCUCGUUCAAGCUACCCUCACCUCCUUUAGCGCCUGCUCCUUCGCAGCAGGGUCAAGUGGUGGCGGGUACGAGUUCAGCAGGCACGAAUGUCCGGAGUAAGGAGCAAUUCCGUUCGCACAGCUUGCCUUUGGGUUCGCAGUUGAGCGCGGACUGGGUCGUCACCGAGCCAGUGGCCAGUGGAAGCCAUGAUGCGCCCUCAACACACAGCACACACCCUAGUAGGGGACGCGAGCUGAACCCGGCCGCCAUGCGCAUCAGGUCGCGCUCGACGUCGAGCACGGCGGCGGACGCGGGCGGGGCGGGCGCGGGGCCGGGCGCGGGGCAGGGCGCGCGCCGCCCGCCGCCGCUCACCAGCGUCGCGUCCGAGCCCGCGCUGCCGCAGGCGAGCGUGAUGCUCGCGCAACUGCUUUCGGCGCAACAUUCUCAAAGCUUGUACAAGUUAAACAAUAGUACGGAAGAAGGUUUAGGGUCGGAUCCCCUGAAGUCUCCGAUCUUAAGGGCUCAGCCCUCCCCCAUUGGCAGUGAUGUUAUGUCGCCGCAUCAUUCGCGGGCGCAGUCGCUGUCGCCGGGCGGGUCGCCGGGGUCGCCGCGCGCGGGCUCGCCGCGGGAGCCGCGCCGCACGCACCUGCACGCGGAGCAGAAGCGCCGGUACAAUAUCAAGAACGGCUUCGACACGCUGCAGGCGCUCAUACCCCACCUCAAUGCUAACCCCGCCGCUAAGAUAAGUAAAGCUGCAAUGUUACAAAAGGGUGCAGAGUACAUAAAGCAAUUGAAGGCAGAAAGGAAUCAGAUAAAGGAGGAGAUGGAGAGUUUGCGGCAGCAAAUCGAAUGUUUAAAUAAUUCCAUAUCCAACUGCCACUCGCUGCUGCCGGCGACGGGCGCGCCCGUGUCGCGCGGCCGCUCGGGGCGCCUGCGCGAGAUGUUCGCGGCGCACGUGGCCGCGCGCACUAUGCACAAUUGGAAGUAUUGGCUCUUCAGCGUGGUGAGCGCGGCGCUGGUGGAGUCGUUCAGCGCGUGCGUGUCGUGCAGCAGCGGCGCCGACCUCGUGCGCACCACGCUGCUGUGGGCCGAGCAGCACUGCUCGCUCGUCGAGAUGAGACCCGCCGUGCUGAACUCCCUGCGCGUGCUGUGCACGACGACGGACAUCCUGUCGAGCCCCGAGCGGCUCGCGGAGGAGGCGCGCGCCGCGGCCGCCGCCGUCAAGAGCGAGCCGACCUAACGUGACGUCACCGCGGUCGACACCACGUGACGUCACCGCCGCCGACCACGCCUCCGCCACGCCCCCGCCGCGCCCCCGCCGCGCCCCCGCCGCGCCCCCGCCGCGCCGGUGAGAUACCCACAUAUCUACUUUCACUUUGCCGUUUUAUUGCGCCGCCUUAUCGUGUAUGGAUACGAUAUGUGAGUGAAUUUAACUAAAGCGUUUUAUCUGGCGCGUUAAAAAUAAAUGUUGAUGCAAUUCGAAUCGCGUCGGGGGAUUUUUGAAAGAAGGUUGCUGUUUUAGAUUUAAACUUCACAGUGAAAGGUGGGGAAUGUCAUUAUAAUAAAUAGGCAUUUAUUUCUUGCACCAACUGUGUCAGUGGAAUCAGCCGAAAUGCUGUUUCAGCGACUUAAUCAUAUGUUUUAUAUUUAAUGGCGUUUAUUGUAUAAACAACUAGACUUACAAUCACGUCCAAAAUGUGUCCGAAGUCAAACUCGACUGGUGGGUAGAGUUUUCUAAUAAACGAUACAAUAGACUUUGAACAUUAGUGCUUCGAAAUAAGGUAUUAAUUUCAAUGAAUGUUUUUUACAACGUCGCUCGGACAUUUUUGACGACCUUUUAAUAGCCGAUUGUGAGUCUAGUUGUUUAUAGCACCAAUGACUUUAUUGGAUAUGUCGAAUUUGUUAAAACGUAUCUUUUUUCAAGAAAUCUUGAUUCAAAAUCCAACAUCUGUUGUACUAUCGAAUCCUUCGAUACUGAAACAUAGAUAAAAAAUAUGUGUGAACAAGGACCAUAUUAUGGUAAAUAAUAAAUUUUGUUAAAAUUGGAGAUACUAUAAUAAAAUUGUGACUUUUAUACCCAAUUGAAUUAAACAACAAUUAAAUUUGUACACCUUAUACAUAACUAGAAAUUAUGAAAUACUCAAAUAUAAUAUACCAUUUUGUGAAUGAAACUUAUAUGUAGCUAUACAUAUUUGUAAUUUCAUCAGUUUCAAGGGACGUGUCGGUGGCUGAUUGCGUUCAGGCCCAAUAUAGUAAUCAAUACGAUUAAGUUAGUUGGGUAUUUUUGUGCAAUUUUUGGUGUUCACAUGUCCUUAUUGCUAUGAGGAUGCGCACAAAAUUCUAUGAGACGGGUAAAAUAUUAUAAAAGUGCGGGUGGAUUGCCACACCGAUUGGUGAUCCUACAAAAUUGUUAUUGUUAACACUCGGCUAGCGCUUUGUUUCUGUGAUUUUAUACUAUCAUAUAAUAUAAAUAUUCCUAUGAACGGUAAACUUGUUUAAUGUUUUCCUGUUUUUAUUCCUUAUCAGGAUUUUUGUAGGAGGGCCAAAUUCAUACCACCUAAUAGCUAUAAAUUCUCGCACCAUAAUCGUUUAUUGCCGGUGCUUGUGCGUUGUGCCUUAUCGAGGUUAAAACACGCUGUUAUUUAUUAAUGGAAUUCACAUCAUUUUAUAAUAAUAUAGGAUUAUCGAUUGUAAAAAUGUAUAUAACUACAACUCAGUGCCUUACGUAAGUGCCUUUGGAAACAUGAUCAGUGGAUAAUAUAUAAUAGAUAAAAAAAAUAGUUCGACUCAGACCAAAGAUUGUUUUGUCUUAAGAUGUGGCAGUGCAAGUAUCCACAAUGUGUAAUGAAUAAAUGAAACGAAACGUGGUCCGCCCGUCCUGUGUUACACGUGAAUACCAAUCUAGUGAAUAAGUGAAACAGAGAAUUUAUUAAACAUGUCGAGAUUUAAUGUAGAGUAAUAACUUUAAGUAUAUUUACGGCAGUAAGUUACUUUAAGUGAAUAUUUUUAUAUGGUUUGUGUGGUUACACAAAUAUUUUUAUAUAAUGUAAUUAUGUGAAUCGGUGCCAACGUAAAUAUUGUUGUAAAUUGUUAUAUAGUGAUAUAAUUUUAUGUUGUAUCGUUGACUCUGGUAGCACGUCGUGAGACGCUCAAUGUCAGCUUUAACUGAGUUUAUAUGCGAUUGUUGUCUAAAUACAUUGGAAUGAAACCUGAA
Messenger RNA from Zerene cesonia (dogface butterfly), 5020 nucleotides. RefSeq names its product carbohydrate-responsive element-binding protein (gene Mondo). Gene Ontology annotation, cellular component: nucleus. The transcript is spliced from 17 exons. The record is from RefSeq and is a predicted model, not a curated record. Gene Ontology annotation, molecular function: protein dimerization activity; DNA-binding transcription factor activity, RNA polymerase II-specific; RNA polymerase II cis-regulatory region sequence-specific DNA binding. NCBI's taxonomy places the organism in Eukaryota, Metazoa, Arthropoda, Insecta, Lepidoptera, Pieridae. Gene Ontology annotation, biological process: regulation of transcription by RNA polymerase II. The coding region runs from base 152 to 3046 and encodes 964 amino acids.